CAGAAGCGCUCUGACUCCAGUCACUUCAGAGUCCUACACAGUCAAGGAGCUGUGCAGACUGCUGCAAGACAGGCUCUGGAUAGCACAACACGGACAACUUUCUCCCUUGUGAUUUUCUGAGAGGAUCUGUUCGUUUGGAUUAUAUAUUCUUUCAGGACUAUUAAUAACCAUUAUAAAAACAUAAUCGUGCGUCUUAAUACUGUCUAAUUCUGACAUUGUCCUAAAGAAGGGAAGCUGCGUUUCUUGUUUGAUAUUUAAAUAAACUGGGCUGAAGUUUGAAGCCUGUUUGCCAGAGGGUGAAGGACAAGUGCAAUGCGUGUCAGACUUGUCUCUUGGGAUUGUCCCACUUGCGCCUGAGGAGCUAUGUCGAGCUGCCGCACAGAGCUUGUUCAAGAGGACGCAGUCCAAUGUGAAUAACAAGAGUCAACUUCCAGCCUCCUCAGCUUUUCACACUCACAAGCAAGUGCAGCACGGACGUCUUGACUGAGCCCCGCUGAGCAGCUCUGACACCUCGGUUUCUCCCUCCCUGGAGAGGGGAUGGUUGUGGAUCCUCUGGGGCCAGGAGCGACUCUGCGGCUCCUACAGAAUAGCACGUUUUUCUUGUUGGGGGUUCAUUCUAAAUUAAAGGGAGAUGAGAGCCACACUUUGUUACUUCCUGCUGUGGACGGCGUACCUGCUGCUGGUCACCGCUGAGGAAGUGGAGUUUCCCCAGGAGCUGAUAGACAGACUGUCCCACAGUGAAAUCCACAGCAUCAGCGACCUCCAGCGGCUACUGGAGAUUGACUCCGUAGGUACGGGAAACGAUGUUAUCGAAGAGCCCAAGCACCACAAACACCACAACCUCCAUAAGAACUACUCCCGUCAUCAUGGUCACUACAAUGACCUGAAGAGCUCCCAGCUCCACAGCCGACGCAAGAGGAGUAUUGUAGAGGAGGCGGUCCCGGCGGUGUGUAAGACGCGGACGGUGAUCUACGAGAUCCCCAGGAGCCAAGUGGAUCCCACGUCUGCCAACUUCCUGAUAUGGCCACCCUGUGUGGAGGUGAAGCGCUGCACGGGCUGCUGCAACACCAGCAACAUGCGCUGUCACCCUUCCCGCAAGCACCACCGCACCGUUAAGGUGGCCAAGGUGGAGUACGUGAGGAGGAGACCCAAGCUGAAAGAGGUCUUUGUGCGGUUAGAAGACCACCUGGAGUGUGUGUGCACGUCACAACAUCAUGUGGUGGAGCACUCAGAACCAGAAACAGUGGACGUGAGGUGAGACCAAUCAGAACAAAGGACUUCAGCGUGGGAAGGACCUAAGUAGAGGAUGUCACCAACAGGAGACCUGCUCUGUCCUCUUCCCCACCACUGUGCAAACUUUGUUUAAAGAAAAAAAAAACAUUUCUGUAAAGAUGAGCGACUGAAAAAUAGACAGCAAAAAUAAAUAAGAUGCCAAAGGUGCUUUUUUUUUUAACAAAAAACAAUAACCAGCGAUGAUGACUUCCUCUGAGGUACACCACCUACCCAGACAACUGAACCCUGCUGCUGAUUAAGAAAAAAAGAGAGAUAUGCCGUGGAGCAUGGGCAGGGCAGAAAGAGGCCGAAGGGAGAUGAUGAAAGGGAUUUGUGUUGAACAUUUUGACAGACUUUGUUUGAACAAGACGCACAACAGAAACGGCUAUGAAACAGUUGGAUCAAACUUUCACCGGAAUCUGGCGCUCAGACGCCAAAACAGCAGUGGAUGACCUCCAGCUGGGCAACAUAAAAGUGCCCUGCCCUGUUUAAAUGACUCUUGCAUACACAGGAAAAGAAGAGGAAAGAGAGAUAUAGGAAAACAUUGGAAAAGUGUUGGCGUUAUGGAGGUGUUUUGUUUGUUUUUUUUAAGAAAAAAGACUGUGGAGCAUCAAAUGUUUGAGUUUUUGGAUGUUUGCUCUGAGUAAAAGAGGAAAUCCUCUCUGAGACCCCUGGCGGUCUGUGACUCUGCCCACCUGCUAUGUACAGUUAAAUCCAAAAAGGAUGCACCGCUUCUUACAAACUAUUUAUACAUGUGGACAUUUGCUUUCUGUCUCUUCCAGUACAAAAGAAAGAAAGAACGGAAAAGAUGUUUUUAGGAUUUUGGAGACAUGCAAGAGUCCUGUGUGGUCUGGUUCUUUGCAACCAUCAGUAUCACAAUCUCAAUGUCUUUUUUUUUUUUUUUUUUUUUUUUUUAGUCGUCGUUAUUCUUGUCAUCCAUGUUUCUUAUUAUAUUACAGUAUAUCCGAAUGAUGUCAAGUCUUGUAUAUGGUUUGGAUAUAUGUUUGCAAGGAGGAGAUGUGAGAGUCAGUACAGGAAGAUGUUUUAUUUUUGUUAUGAAAUAUAUUAUGCUUACUUAUAUCCAAGCAGGAAUUAUGUUUAAUUCUUUUGUUGUGGUUGAAUGCCUGUAUUUAAUCCAUUGGAAAAUGUGGCCCGAGGAGUGGAGCAGAUGAUGGGGAAAAAGGCUGUCAGCGCUUGUUAGUGUGUGUGCAUCAGUGCGUCAGAGCUGUGAAAAGGUGGGACAGAUUGACUUGCGGUGGCAACUUCAUAGUGAGUGGCAGGACUGUAGCUUAUUCUACAGCAUUCAUAAGCACUGCUGAAUCCUUUAUGUAACAAGUGACAUUUCACAAAAACACGUUUAUAGCACAUUAGAGUGUGUAUAUACGCCAAUCACAUAAGCACACAAAAAUGUUAGAGCAACUCUAGCGUACAUGUACGAGGUAGGAUAGACUGUGUGUGUGCUCCCACACACGAUCUGUCUGCUACAUGAGGCUAUUUUUCAUCCAUAUCACUCUAAUGUUGAUAAGGAAGAUGCCUGCCCAAUCUGCUUCACAAACAAACAUGCAAAGAGCAAAGUCCACCUUAAGGAGUGAAUGAGCGAGCAAGGCAAAUCGACAAGUGCAUGAAUGGGCUCCUUGUUUUCGCCAGUCUUUACUCCUCUGUUGACAGGAGAACAAAUCUCUGAUUGCUUCUUUUGAAGGGGCUCACACCUUAUGCAGCCGCAUACCAUCAGGACAGAUGACGAUUGGGGUAGGGGGUGGAAGGGGCUCUGAGGUGGCCUGAAAACAGUACAGUGCUGGCCUAAACCCACGCCCCCCGAUGGAAUAAACAAUUACUUCCUUACCAGUUCCUGUAACAGCGAUGAAUGUGUAACCAAGCCAACGUGGUGCAAAAACAACACGGGUCUUCCACCCCGUGUUCAAAAGAGGAAGUUUUACUGGGAUUUUUUUUUUUUCGUUUAACAGUCAAUGGCGAAAGAGUGAGUCACUGCGAGGUGAGUCAAGUGAAAGCUGAAAGAGAAAAGUUUGACUGAAACAUGGCUGUAUCAGCUACUGCUGAGCUGCGAACAUCAGAUCUUAAACACACACGCAGCCCACCUGUGAAUUAACUCCAUUGGUUGACUGGUGCUAUAUUUAUAAGGCUGAUGUUUCAUCACUGUUCACAUUCACAUCAAUGUAAGAUAGUGUUCUCAGUAAACCAGGGACCACGCUUAGAGCUAUUUGAUUACAGAAAAUGCCAUUAUGCUAUCACUAAGCCUUUACUACUUUUCUUUUGGGCUUCCAUUGGAUAAAUACAGCAAUAAUCAUAAUUUAUAUAUUUAUGUUUUCAACAAUAAAUAUAUUUCUGCUUAUGAAAUUGUUCA
Molecule: messenger RNA, 3634 nt
Organism: Lates calcarifer (barramundi perch)
Lineage: Eukaryota; Metazoa; Chordata; Actinopteri; Centropomidae
Gene: pdgfab
Product: platelet-derived growth factor alpha polypeptide b
Biological process (GO): positive regulation of protein autophosphorylation; positive regulation of MAP kinase activity; platelet-derived growth factor receptor signaling pathway
Cellular component (GO): membrane
Molecular function (GO): growth factor activity; platelet-derived growth factor receptor binding
Source: RefSeq, a predicted model, not a curated record